Messenger RNA from Frieseomelitta varia, 1068 nucleotides. RefSeq names its product mucin-2-like. The coding region runs from base 1 to 954 and encodes 317 amino acids. Gene Ontology annotation, molecular function: chitin binding. The record is from RefSeq and is a predicted model, not a curated record. Lineage: Eukaryota; Metazoa; Arthropoda; Insecta; Hymenoptera; Apidae. Gene Ontology annotation, cellular component: extracellular region. The transcript is spliced from 4 exons.
AUGAAAGCAACAUUCGUGGCAAUAUUAGCCACAGUUGCAUUCACAUUCGCCACUCCACCAGAGUGUCCGAAGAAGAAUGGAGAAGAUGUCAUUUUGCUUCCGAAUCCAGAUGACUGCUCCACAUUCUAUUACUGCGAUGAAGGCAUAGCAUAUUUAACGAACUGUAGCAAAGGGCUUGAAUAUGACCCAAAACUAAGGAUAUGUGGUUAUCCGAGAGAGGAUGCAGACUGUAUACGUCGUCCUACAAGGCCAUCCAACUCUGCACCUGCACCCUCCAACAAAACAACACCACCAUCUUGUGCAUGUGGCUGUACACCUGAAACUACUACGCCUCCUCCAUGUAACUGUACUACUACACCUGAACCCUGUAUAACACCGCCUCGUCCAUGUAACUGUACUACUACACCUAAACCCUGUAUAACACCGCCUCCUCCAUGUAACUGUACUACUACACCUGAACCCUGUACAAAACCGCCUCCUCCAUGUAACUGUACUACUACACCUGAACCCUGUACAAAACCGCCUCCUCCAUGUAACUGUACUACUACACCUGAACCCUGUACAAAACCGCCUCCUCCAUGUACUACACCUCAAACUACUACUACACCUGAACCCUGUACAUCAACACCAUCACCAUCUCCUAGUACACCAUGUCCUACGAGACCACCUCGUCCUCCAAGACCACCUCGUCCUACGAGACCACCUCGACCAACUCGUACACCAAGACCACCUCGUCCCACGAAACCAACUCGUCCACCUCGUCCACCAAAGCCAACUCAAGCACCAAGACCGCCUCGUCCACCGAGGCCCCCUCAUCCAAUUUGCCCUCCAAAUGGGCCAUGCCAUCCAGUUUGGCCAUGCCCUCCAAAUUGGCCAUGUCCUCCUCCAAGUUGGCCAUUACCUCCUUCUCGUCCUUGCCCUGAAAAUAAGUCAGAUGACAAUGACGAAAAGUAACUUGUCUUAUGGUUAAUAUGAAUUGUUAAUGUUACUAAAAUUUUCAAUGUAGUUGGCUCGCAUUAUAUGUUCGAAAUCUAUUCAAUAUAAAUGAAUAAAUAUCUUUGAAUUUAA